CAAAGUUUCCCUUUGUGGCGUGUUAAUAAGCAUCCCUCGAAACGUCGUCACCCCGUAACGGGAGGGGGCGUAAAGUUGUGCCAGGGGUUGCGGAAGCAUCGGGUUCGCCACUUUCAUCCCGAGCAGAGCUCAAAAGAGAGCUUUUGUGAAUUCUCUUCGCUGUAUGUGCGUGCCGUGUGUUCGUGGCUGCAAUCAUCACCACCACUGCCACUACUACUAGCAAACACAGUGCCCGACAUACCAAAACAAGCCCCUCCGGCGCGUGUAUUAGGCGGUCGCCCGCCGGAGAACGUAUACGCGUUCUGUGUGUGGUGAGUGUUGAACGCAAAAAGAAACGGAAGCUCUCAAACCAGCUGGUUUCUGGCUCGGACCAGUGUUGUGACUCGGACGUAAAGUUACGUGCCGGAAAACGCAAUCGAUUCUCGAGCGUCCCGUGGCGCGGACGGGUUUCCCACCACUCAUCAGCAUCGGUUGACCCGUUCUCAGCUUCAUCUUCACGGGAAAACCACUGUAAAAUGACGUAAUUUAGUGUCGAAUUAUGGUACGAAAUCGUGUCGAAGUGAAGCAGUGCGUCAUGGUCGCAGCAAGGCAUUCCGGAGUGUAACCGUGUGUGACGGAUGUGGGUGAUUGGCGGAUGGUGCGCGUGUGUGUGAAAAGAUCGCAGCAUAAGAGUGCCGCCGUAGCGCCACCGAUUGUAGUGUGUAACAGGCAACGAGAAUCGGUAGCAUUACAAUUAGCUAGUUUAGCAAAACGAAAGGUGUCGAUCGGUGUGCCACCUGCCGGAGCAUAUGCCGCGCCUGGUAGCUUAAUAGUUGCGCGCCCAGGUGGUGUUUGUGAGUGAGCUUUGGGUGUGAAGUGCAGUGGAAAUCGUCCGCGUGAGAUAGUACCGAGUGAAAGCGUGUGCGAGUGCGUGCGUGAAGUGAGAAGCGAGGGUAUUAGUGGCAAGCAUCUUGCAUCGCGUUCGGAAGAUGAAGCAUUCGGCGGUGAUCAUUGCGCACAUUCGACCGAUGGUGGCGUCGUAAUGGUCGCUAGUGAAGUGCGAAAUAGUGCAAUAGUGGCGUUCCGAUACGGUCGUAGCUGUAGCAGUAGCGGGUGGCAGCAAGUAACCUACCUCUCUCUCACUCUCUCUGUCCUACCCUCGUUCCCACCACGCCUAAUCAAAAGCUGUCCAACCCAUCCCCGGGCGCUCCUGUUGUCACCGUGUUUCCCCGGCAGUCGCUGGUCAUGGUUAUCCGAUGUGCAUUCAAUUAAAAUUUAAAUGAGCAUUUGGUGAUGUCAUUACGUUCGGAUGAUAAUGAACAGGAUUAUAUUCGGGGUGUUUCUCAUCCUCACGUGCCGGCCCCCAUCCGCACUGCGGGCCCCACCACCGGACUCGGGGCCCCGUCCGGCAUCGAGGCUGCACGGGGUUGCGGCGGCACCGACGGGUGGCAUCGUAGCCGUCCAGGCGACUCCCCUUGCGCAAGGUCCAGCCUUGGCAUCCGGAGGAGCCGAUUCGGCGAUCAACCCGUUCAUUCGGUACUGGGAACCGGCCCGGUUCGAUCGUGGUUUGCUGGACCUGGCACAUCAGCACCACGAGCAGCAUCGGAGGCGUCGCCGAAGCAUCAACUACGAGCAUGGUUCCGCCGCAUACGGACCAGCCAACGUGGUGCGAUUGAACUUCCGCGCUCAUGAUCGCGAGUUCCGGCUGGUGCUGCGGGAAGACCCGCGUUCGGUAUUUUCCCGGGAUGUCCAGAUCGAGAACACCGAGGGCCCGAUGGACUACGAUCUAUCGCGCAUCUACACCGGCACGGUGGAAGACGAUGAACACUCGCACGUCCACGGUGUGCUGACCAGCGACAACCUAUUCGACGGUACGGUUGUCACGAACCUAGAGCAAUACUACAUCGAACCGGCCGCCCGCUACUCACCGGAACUCGAGCGGCGGCACGGUGUCCAUACUGUGAUCUACAAACUCAGUGACGUGAAAAUUCACCAGAACCACCACGGCCAUCAUCGGCCGCUAAGGGCCGACGCACGGAGCAAUGGCAGCCGGGAGCAGUACCGGUUCCGUAGCGCACCGGUGGACAGCAGUGAGGCUGAAGCGAAACAGCGUCGCACCGGAACUGCGACGCGGAAAACGCGUAGAAAACGACGCUGGCUGGAGGAGGAGGAGGUGAUACAGGAGAGUAGAAACCCAUCGCUGCCACUAGAUCUAGAAGUACCCUAUAACAAUGACUACACGAUAGUGCGCAGUCACGGGAAGGCAACGAACGUUGGCAGCACCGUGGCGACGGGUGGCACUGGUGGUGCUCCCCUUCCCCCCACCCGUACCACCAUCAAUCGAACGGUCAAUCGGGGCAUUAUCGGUGGGACAGGAAUAGACGCACCGACGGUGCGAACUACCGCACCGGCGGUAAACAAUCGCAAGAACCAUUUUCUGUACAACAUCUACAAUCCGCACGGCAGUGGAAGUACCAUCAUCACGGGAGGCGGCAUGGUGAGCGGUAUCGGGGGUACUAGUGGAGCGGAACAGUUCCCGUGGACACGCACGAUCAACAUGACCGGUACGAACCACAACAAGGAUCACUACGUCGAGAUAAUAACGAAAAAUGGAUCGACGCGUAAGAACGUCCCGGUCGCGGAUCAUCCGGACGUGAUGGUGAACGGGAACAUUAACCUGAACGUGCGAAACGAUCUCCACGAUCACCAUCAUCACCAUCAGCAGCAGUUGCUGCAGCAGCAGCAGCAGCAAAAGGAGCAAAAAUCCUUUGCCAACUCGCUGUACGAUCGGAAGAGCACGUGUAUGUUGUAUCUGCAGGCGGACCAUACCUUCUUCCAGAAGAUGGGCUCGGACGAGGCGAGCAUCGAGGCGAUAACGCGGCACGUGCAGCGGGCCAAUCUCAUCUACCGGAAAACAGAUUUCAACGGUGAUGGAAAACCGGAUAACAUUACCUUCAUGAUCAAGCGCAUCAAGGUGCACAACCAGAAUGCGCUGAAGGAUCCACUGUACCGGUUUCCCGGAAACUACGGUGUGGAAAAGUUCCUAGAGCUAUUUUCGGAGGAGGAUUACGACGCGUUUUGCCUGGCGUACAUGUUCACCUAUCGCGACUUCGAGAUGGGCACCCUCGGGCUGGCCUGGACCGGUGACCUUAAGAAUGCUGGUGGCGUUUGUGAGAAGAAUGGGCACUACCGUGGUUCGCUGAAGUCGCUCAACACCGGCAUCGUCACACUGCUCAACUAUGGCAAACACGUCCCACCGGCCGUAUCCCACGUAACGCUGGCGCACGAAAUCGGACACAACUUUGGCUCACCGCACGAUCCGGAACAGUGUACGCCCGGCGGAGAGGACGGUAACUUCAUCAUGUUUGCACGCGCGACGUCCGGCGACAAGCGAAAUAACAACCGCUUCAGUCCGUGCUCGCUGAAAGCCAUCGAACCGGUGCUGAAUGCGAAGGCACGCAGUGCCAAGGGUUGCUUUACCGAACCGCAGGAAGCAAUCUGUGGCAAUGGGGUGGUCGAACCGGGAGAGCAGUGUGACUGUGGUUGGGAGGAGGACUGCAAAGAUUCCUGCUGCUAUCCGAUGUCACGCCAUCCUCGCUUUGACCAGAAACCGUGCACGCUGACACCGAAGGCGCAAUGUAGCCCAUCGCAAGGACCGUGCUGUACGCUCGAGUGUACGCUCAAGCUCGGCGACAAAUGUCGGGACGACAACGGAUGUCGAGAUCCGGCCUACUGCGACGGCCAGAUGCCCGUCUGUCCGCCGUCCAUCAACAAACCGAACAAAACGAUCUGCAACAAGGAGUACGUUUGCUACAUGGGCGAAUGCACCGGAUCCAUCUGUUUGGCGUACGGGCUGGAAAGCUGCCAGUGUGCGGUAGGACCGACCGAUCCCGCCAUCAAGGCGUGCGAGCUGUGCUGCAAGCAACCGGGCGAAGACAAACCCUGCCUCAGCUCGUUCGACUGGAACGAGCCGCCGUACGAUGUGCCGGACAUGUACGCGAAGCCGGGCACACCCUGCAACGACUACAACGGCUACUGUGACGUGGCGCAAAAGUGCCGGGAAGUGGACCCGUCCGGGCCGCUGGCCACGCUGCGGAAGCUGCUCCUGUCCGAGGAAAGCAUCGCGAGCUUCAAGAAGUGGAUUCUCAGCAACUGGUACACCGUCGCGUUGAUCGUGACCGCCGUGCUAGUGCUGCUGGUUCUGAGCGCGAAGCUGCUGGGCAAGCGUACCAAUCUAAAGCUGAAAACGGUCACCAUCAUACACAGCGCCACGACGGAAACGGUGCGCCUGCCGGAGGACAACAACGGUGUCAUAGUGCACACGGCCGUCCGCACGAAGGUGCCGCUCAAAAAGAAGGUGCGCGGCGAACGAACGAAACCGUCGGCCAAGGGCGGCACGAAGGGUUCACCGCCAGCAGCUCCGACCGCCGCGACCGCAGCAGUGCCAAAGCAGCUGCUGACCACAGUGAACGGAGCGACCACAACCACCACCGCCGUGCUACCGUCCACUUCGAAGGAGCUGCAGCAGCGCCAGCAAGCGUCCGGCACGGGCGGCCCACCGGUCCCGACCAGUGGCGCCAAUCCAGCCACCAUAGUCAUUAAGCAGGUGAAGCGGCACGUUGGCCGUACCACGACCACCACCACCACCGCCAUCUCGGACAGUCCGAAAAAGUUGCUCCGGAAGAAGAAGAAGCGUUCGACGACCGCGCCCGGUGGCCCGUCGGACGAAUCGCCCGUCAAGGAGCCGGUAAAGCAGCAGCAGCUGAAGAAACACAAGAAACCGAAAUCCAAGCAUAAAGAGGUGAUCGAUUACUCGAGCCGAAAUGCGACCGAUGCGCACAGUCACAGCAACACGUUCGGCAAGGUGCAUCGCUGGUUGCUGGAGUCACCGAUCGUAGCCAGCCAACCGCCGGGGUACGAGCAUGCGUCCGCCGUCUCGAACAUCCUCAGCAAAAGUCAAUCCACUCCGGACCACCUCACACAGGGUCAGCAGACGGGUGCGGCGCCGAUGGCACCAACGGCAGCCACUCGGUCACCGAAGAAGACGCGCGUGAAAACCAAGUCCGUCGGCAAUCUGAACGAGAAGGUUCGGCUGCAAGUUGUCUACAAACCUCCGUUCAAGUUUAGCUUGAAGCUCUCGAAAACGGACCCAUCGGCAGUGUCGGGCGUCAAGACGCACGUUGUGCCGGGUGCGGCCGGAGCGAAGCGCAAAAGUCGUCCACUCACCGACCGAAAGCGGGUAGGUCCGGGUGCGGGGGCUGGAGUGGAAGAACAGAAUCCACCUCCCCGUAAACGGUCGGCGAUUCUCGUCCGUCAGCCGGUGCCAGUAGCGGAGGAGAAGAUGCCAAUCAUCGGCCAUCCGAACGCGUCCGAACCGAACUACGAAACGCUCAAUCCACGCAACGGACUUCCGGGUGAGGAUGCUCUCGACGACGAUGGGUCCCACACGUACGAGAACGUCACGUUCGGGUCUGGUGACGAACCGGAGCUGCUGUCCACAUCCCAACAGCAGCCCAAUGUGCCAUCGAUCAAUACGGCCACGUUCCGGAUUAGUCGGAGCGCGAGCGGGACACGGCUCCAGAACCCACUGGCCAAGAGCUCUACCCAACCGUUCGGUGUUGGUGGAUCACGGGGCGAUCCACAGCGUGGCAGUACGUCCAAUCUAGUGUCCCCAGCCCAUGGUCACCAUAGCAACAGUGGUGGACGUGAGCGACAGCGGCGGUCCAGCGUGCAUAACAGCUCCACCAGUGCGUUCCGUGGUGCGUUCGGUGGUGACAGUACGGAGUGUUUAAUACGAUCCAGCACGACAAAUCUGGCCAAACCGAGCCACAGCAGUGGGAAGCGCAACAGCUUCGCGGACAAGAAACGUUCCAGCUCAACUAACCUUAGCAGACAUCAGUCGGGUUCGGCGUCUAACCUGCAUUCCCUCAAACGGCACGGUUCUUCGAGCCAAAUGCUGCCCCAGCCGGAACCGAACGGGGGCGGUAGUCGACGGAACAGUAUCACCCAACCGACAAAACUGUCCCGAUCGGCUUCGAAUGGACCAACGGCGGGACGACAUUCCGGUAGCGGUGGCAACGGAACACUCGGCAGCAAUAACUCGGCCAACUCUAGCAACGGUAGCCAUGGACACGGGUCUCAUUCGCAUCACCAUCACCAUCAUCACCAUCACCACAGUCAGCAUCAGCGGCGCAGCAGUGUGGGAACGUCCGGUAAAGCGGUACAGCCGUCGCUGAUGUUGGGUCAAGCGCAGCAGCAGUCUGGGCCGGGCCUAGCACGACAAACAUCGCUGAACGUGAAAACGAACGCAACCGGGCAUGCGCACGGUGGUCGACCACAUACGGCAGCGUGCGCAGAUGAUCCGAAAGCUCAACGAGCUCCGUUCGAAUGGCCGAUGGUACCAAGUGGUGGAGGUGGUGGUGUUGGUGGAGGAGGAGGCCGACGCCCUCUCGACGAACCACUCCCAUCCGAUCUGGAAGUGAUGGUUUCGGACGUGGAGAAUCUGGUCAGUGAUAGAUAACAAAGUUUUCCAAACGAUUAGAGUGCGCGAGCGAGAGAGAGAGAGAGAACGAGAGAAAAGUGAUAUGAACAGUAGAAAGGUAAAAAAGUAUUAGUAGGCGCUGAUGAACUGGAAUCGAGCAAUCUAGCUAAAUUAUUGUCAAUCCCGAAACGUGUGUAUAUCCGACGACAAUGAUGGUGAUGAAGCUGUUGCGUUCCCCCCUCCUAUGGCUUGUAUUUUAAAAACCCUUUAACGCUAGUUCCAUUUUCAUCUCUCCUCCAGCAAUCAUUAUGGUGCGAGUUGUGAAUAGAAAAGAAAAAGAAAAACACGAGGUGAAAUAUUUAUACUACAUGAAACUGCUCGAAAACUGCUCGAGCCACGUGUUUCGGCGCUGAUGGAGACGCCUGGUGUUUGAUGAAAGCUCGAAUCAAAACACUCUUAAACGAAUCAAAAUGAAACCGACAGUUUAUCACCAUCAUUAUUGUCAUGAAGGGAGGGAAGCAUCAGCCAGAAACAGAAGAACAAACAACAGAAACAAACCAAUCAAGGUCAGUAGGGGUGUAGAAUCGCUGGACAGUUUGUGUGGGAUGAUGCCCGCCAUGUGGACUGACGAAUUUUAUCACUCGACUCGGGUUUAAAGUUUUACGUUUGUAAUCCGUGCCAAUUAGCAAUUCUCCGCGAAAACAAAACAAACAAACACGACGCUACUCGAUGUUGCUGCUGUUCAAAUGAUGUUACGCUACGUUAAGAGACUACACAUUCGCUGCCCAAUCAUUCCUAUCGGCACGACCAGUUUAUGGUAAAAGCGGGAUGUUAACACACACACUCUCACACACACACACGCAUGCCUCCUAUUACGCCUUGAAUGUAUGUGUGUGGUUUUAGUUUUGGGUGGCAUUCCUCCCGGCACAACGCGGUGCCCCUCACAUAAUAGUUGCGAGUGUCUAUUUUCUGCAAAAGGCUGAUUGAAGGAAAACGGAAAACCCUCCACUUUGUAACACACCCGCUCUAUUCCUAACCGCCUGACGCACUCUUCCCCUGUCCCAGACCAAGCUAACCGAUACACCUGUACGAUCAUAUCACUAGAACAAUUUUGCGAAAGCGAACCGUAUUUUUCGAAGAGGCUCGCACCGCACCGUCUCUAUUUUUUGGGCUCUAUUUUGGUCAUUCGGUUACUGCUGCUCACGCAUGCAAACGAGAAGGGAAGUGUUUAACGAGUAGCAUUUAGUCUGCCAAAUCGUUCAUCGAUCGUUCACAAACCAACCGUCAUCCGUAUAGUAAUCGUUUGCAAAACACCAAAACAUCAUUCCAUGUGUUAUUACAAUACAAACCGAUAGAAAAACACAACCAAGCAGUUAGUGAGCAAGCAAACAAACAAUCGUCCUGAGCACCCUGACAUUCCGAUUAGCUAGUGUCGCCAUAUUGCAUUACCGGAAGUGGCAAGUGGGAAGCGCUUCACUUCCACAACGCUGCCGAUAUUACCGAGCGAACCGGAAGCGGGUUACGAGAGCAAUUUGUAAAUAGACGCAGAUAAAGAUAACAGCAGUUGGGGGAGUGGGUCCUUUUCGGUGGGGCAGUGACCCGUGUAGGUGUAUUUAAGAAGACGAUCGCUUUCUGUGUGUAAACAAUUAACUGUGCUGAGAACUGGAGAACAAACAGGUUUGACACCUCGCUCUCCCGUCCAAAUCUCCCCAUUAACGCAUUACCCAUCACCUCCUAAAACACACACAAACACAAGCGAGAAUAAAUAUUACUAGCGUAGUAAGGGUAUGAGAAAGGAUAAUCGCUGCUAGAUAUGGAGUGGCAGGAAGCACAGGAGCAGAAAGAGGGGAGAGUAAAACUAAUAAGAAACUAAACAUAUAAGAUAAAUGUGAUUCUAAUCUUAUAGAAACUCAUAGGCUUAAGGUAGGCAAGAGAACGACAUCACUAACAAAACGCAAGAAACGGCGAAACCCAGAAGCGUUAAGCGAGGAGCGAGAAAAUUGAAGCGAAAUAAAAACAACAACAAACAAACUGAAAAAUAUACAAAAGAUA
Molecule: messenger RNA, 8512 nt
Organism: Anopheles stephensi (Asian malaria mosquito)
Lineage: Eukaryota; Metazoa; Arthropoda; Insecta; Diptera; Culicidae
Exons: 14
Coding region: 1289-6499 (1736 amino acids)
Biological process (GO): membrane protein ectodomain proteolysis; Notch signaling pathway
Cellular component (GO): plasma membrane
Molecular function (GO): metalloendopeptidase activity
Source: RefSeq, a predicted model, not a curated record